GCAAAAACACUGAGAUGAGGCACUUCCACAUAAAAAGGGAUAUGAAGGAGCUCCCAUGUAACUGAAAAAGGUGGUUGCUUUUGCUCUGCCUCUGCGAUGAUGAUGAUGAUGAUGAUGAUGACGACGCGAAGAGUCUCCACCAACUCGUCUCUCUCCGCCACAGCUUUCGGAUCAUUUACGAAAUGGUCCUUCAAAUCUUCCCAGUUUCACGGCGAGUCCCUAGAUUCCUCUGUCUCACCACUUCUCAUCCCCGGCGUCCACGUUUUCCAUUGUCCGGAUGUGGUUGGGAUUGUAGCGAAGCUAUCAGAUUGCAUUGCUGCAAAGGGAGGCAACAUUCUUGGUUAUGAUGUGUUUGUUCCUGAGAACAAUAACGUCUUCUACUCUCGAAGCGAGUUUAUUUUUGAUCCAGUGAAGUGGCCAAGGAGUCAGAUGGGUGAAGAUUUUCAAACUAUUGCAAAGAAAUUCAAUGCUAUGAGGUCGGUUGUACGAGUCCCUUCUUUAGACCCCAAGUACAAGAUUGCUCUUUUACUCUCCAAACAGGACCAUUGUCUGGUUGAAAUGUUACAUAAAUGGCAGGACGGAAAGCUUCCUGUUGAUAUAACAUGUGUCAUAAGUAAUCAUGAAAGAGCUCCAAACACACAUAUUAUGCGGUUUCUCCAGAGGCAUGGCAUCUCCUAUCAUUAUUUGCCAACAACCGAUCAGAACAAGAUAGAGGAGGAGAUUUUUGAGUUGGUCAAGGAUACUGAUUUUAUUGUUCUCGCUAGAUACAUGCAGGUACUGUCUGGUAACUUCUUGAAAGGUUAUGGAAAAGAUGUUAUCAACAUACAUCAUGGCCUCUUACCAUCAUUCAAGGGGAGAAGCCCCGCCAAACAGGCAUUUGAUGCAGGUGUGAAACUAAUUGGUGCAACCACUCACUUUGUUACAGAGGAACUUGAUUCAGGUCCUAUCAUUGAACAAAUGGUUGAGAGAGUUUCCCACCGAGACAACUUGACGAGCUUUGUCCAAAAAUCAGAGGACCUCGAGAAGAAGUGCCUAAUGAAAGCUAUAAAAUCUUACUGCGAACUCCGAGUUUUGCCUUACGGGACACACAAGACUGUUGUAUUCUGAUACCCACAAAAUCAAAAAACUCUCACAUGAUUCUUCUUCAUACAAGCAAGGUCAUACAUACAUACAUACAUACCACUCUUUAAGAUUUCUGUUUUUUCAUAGCUUACACGUCCAUUGUCUUGUCUUUAGCAAAUCAGAAACUCUUUCACUGGAAUAAAAAGUUUAUCUGAGAUCAA
This is a messenger RNA of Raphanus sativus (radish), 1283 nucleotides long. Its product is annotated as formyltetrahydrofolate deformylase 2, mitochondrial. Gene Ontology annotation, biological process: 'de novo' IMP biosynthetic process. Lineage: Eukaryota; Viridiplantae; Streptophyta; Magnoliopsida; Brassicales; Brassicaceae. The transcript has 8 exons. Gene Ontology annotation, molecular function: formyltetrahydrofolate deformylase activity. Bases 97 to 1107 code for a protein of 336 amino acids. The record is from RefSeq and is a predicted model, not a curated record.